Molecule: messenger RNA, 1343 nt
Organism: Branchiostoma floridae (Florida lancelet)
Lineage: Eukaryota; Metazoa; Chordata; Leptocardii; Amphioxiformes; Branchiostomatidae
Exons: 7
Coding region: 118-897 (259 amino acids)
Source: RefSeq, a predicted model, not a curated record
CGUCCAUUUCACAUUGGUUUUUUAGUGCAAAAAACGUCGUCAAAAUUGUUGCGCCAUAACAAGUCGGCGCGGAACAAAACUCACACACCCGUUCCGCUCGGAGGAGUGUAAGGAAAGAUGAAGUUGGGGAUAUUUCUCGUGAUGGCUGCUGUUCUCAGCUGCACAUUGGCAAAUCUCCGGCCAAAAAGUCCCAAGUGGCAUCAGAAGAAAGCUCUGGUGAACAAGUUUCUGGAGAAGAAGGCGGGAAUCGAACCCCCUGCGGAGAGGCAGACCUUUCCUGUGGACUGGGCUAAACACGUCGAGGAGAAGCUCGCUCAAAACUUGAAGGCCGACGAAGAGAAGACGAAGAAGAAACAACAUAAGAACGAGCAAAGCAACCCGGUCCUGAGCAAACUCCUCCGUCCCAUCUCAAGUGACGUCAUAGCAGUGAAGCCUGCUGACGUGGAGAAGGUGUCGUCACAGCACUUCCGGCAGCCGGAGCAGAAGGUCGAAGGUUACAUCUCAAGGUACGGACGCAAGAGUCAGGUGAGCAGUGUGAUGAAGAUGCAGGAGGUCAUGCGUCACGUGGGCGAGAUCUCGCGAGAAGACGGAAGUGACGCAUCGGAAAUGGUCCCCGAUUUCCUCAGGGGCCACAACGCGGUGCAGUCUGGGAGCCCACAUGAGGCCCAUGAGGGACACGCACCGAUGGUUGAACCAGAGGGGGAAGAAGGACAUAAGCACCCUUCCGCAGGCGUUCUGAGCGGGAAGCACAGCGAGGCUCUCCACAAGGGCCUGAAGCAGAGUCUGCAGCACACGCAGGAGGAGGACCGCAUGGAAGCCGGACAUGGGGUACACAAACAUCAGAAGCACAAGGAGAGCGUGCACGCCCAACCGCGUCCGGUAGGCGGCGCGCUUUAAACUCAUCCUGAUGAGUUCUAUUUAAUCUCCAAGCAGAUGUUAGAGUUGAUGGUUAUUUGGUUCUUUAGAGAUGGUUAGCGGUUUUCUAUGGCUUUGUUGGGGUCUUUUGUUGCUGUUUUCUGACGGCAUUUAAUAUAGAGACAACAGUGCAAAUCAGCUGGAAAAGUUACAGCAAACUACUAGCCAUCAAGGAGGUCUGUAAAGAAGGAUAGUAUCUACUACAUACGUCCCUCUCUACUACUAGUAGUACUAGUGCACAUUUGUUCCCUGUCCCACAUCGCUUCUAGGAAGAGGUGAAAAACUACAAGAUCAAAAUGAACUAGAUAUUGCAAAACACGCAUGAAAUACCGAGACUGAGUCGAAUCCUCACAUCUGCUUGGAGGUUAUUGAGUUGUGACUUAUCUAAUGAAGGAUGAUGCUCCGAUUGUCCAGUAAACUCUGAUGCA